Messenger RNA from Oncorhynchus tshawytscha (Chinook salmon), 2738 nucleotides. RefSeq names its product aryl hydrocarbon receptor nuclear translocator-like protein 1. Gene Ontology annotation, cellular component: transcription regulator complex; nucleus; aryl hydrocarbon receptor complex. The transcript has 19 exons. The record is from RefSeq and is a predicted model, not a curated record. Gene Ontology annotation, molecular function: protein dimerization activity; RNA polymerase II cis-regulatory region sequence-specific DNA binding; DNA-binding transcription factor activity, RNA polymerase II-specific. The coding region runs from base 646 to 2427 and encodes 593 amino acids. Gene Ontology annotation, biological process: regulation of transcription by RNA polymerase II; circadian rhythm. Lineage: Eukaryota; Metazoa; Chordata; Actinopteri; Salmoniformes; Salmonidae.
UUAGAAAAACUAGGUUAGUAGUGCGGCAGUCAUGACAGAGGGGCUAAAGUAGGUCACAGACUGAGUACCGUAUAUCCCAGUUUUUGAAACAGAGGGUUCUAUCAUUGAAUGUAGAUGGCCUAGCUGAUUUAUCUAAUGUAGAGCACCUAGCUCCGUGUCUCAGAGAAGGAGUACCAGACCAACCAACCAGGAGGUGCACAUAGAUACUGUGACAUGAUCCUGGGGCCCAUUGUUGUGCCAUUCAUCCGCCGCCAUCACCUCAUGUUUUCAGCAUGAUAAUGCACGGCCCCAUGUCGCAAGGAUCUGUACACAAUUCCUGGAAGCUAAAAAUCCCAGUUGGUCCAUUGUCCAAAUACUCACGUCACCCAUUGAGCAUGUUUGGGAUGCUUGACGUGUACGACAGCGUUUUCCAUUUCCCGCCAAGAACCAGCAACUUCGCACAGCCAUUGAAGAGGGAUGGGACAUUCCACAGGCCACAAUCAACAGCCUGAUCAACUCUGAAGCAUUGCUCUCAACCUUUGCCUCUCCCGAGUCCCAUCGCUGCAACUCCCCUACGGACAAGACAAAGUUCAAAUUGGAUAUCCCGAGAUUGGGGAGAAAAAGGGAGCAAUUGCAAAUGGAUGGAAGGAAAUUCCAGAAGCUGGAAUGAACAUUUGUGAUUGUCUAAUGGCAGACCAAAGAAUGGACAUUACCUCUACAAUGAAUGAGUUCAUGUCCCCCAGCUCCAGCGACCUGAUCAGCAGCUCCGUCAACACCCCAGGCAUGGACUACACCCGCAAGAGAAAGGGCAGCACCUCCGACUACCAAAUUGAUGGAUUUUCUUUCGAGGAGUGUGGUGAUCCCCAGCGCCGGAUAAAAAAUGCCAGGGAGGCACACAGUCAGAUUGAGAAGCGGCGCAGGGACAAGAUGAACAGCUUCAUAGACGAGCUGGCUGCACUAGUCCCUACCUGCAACGCUAUGUCCCGCAAGCUGGACAAACUCACGGUCCUACGCAUGGCUGUCCAGCAUAUGAAGACAUUAAGAGGAGCAGCAAACCCUUACACAGAGGUGAACUACAAGCCGUCUUUCCUGACCGAUGAUGAACUGAAGCACUUAAUAUUGAGGGCUGCUGACGGCUUUCUGUUUGUUGUUGGAUGUGAUCGUGGGAAGAUCCUUUUUGUCUCGGAGUCAGUUUACAAGAUCCUCAACUAUUGCCAGAAUGACCUAAUUGGCCAGAGUCUGUUUGAUUACCUGCAUCCUAAAGACAUUGCCAAAGUCAAGGAGCAACUGUCGUCAUCGGAUACAGCACCUCGGGAGCGGCUCAUUGAUGCUAAAACCGGUCUACCGGUUAAGACAGACAUCACCCCUGGGCCAUCUCGACUGUGCUCCGGGGCCAGACGCUCGUUCUUCUGCCGAAUGAAGUGUAACCGGCCCUAUGUCAAAACAGAGGACAAGGACUUCCCCUCCACCUGCUCCAAAAAGAAAGCCGACCGCAAGAGCUUCUGCACGAUCCACAGUACUGGCUACCUGAAGAGCUGGCCGCCCACCAAGAUGGGCCUGGACGAUGACAACGAACCCGACAAUGAGGGCUGUAACCUCAGCUGCCUGGUGGCCAUCGGCCGGCUGCAUCCCCACAUCGUCCCCCAGCCCUCCCACAAGGACAUCCGCGUCAAACCCACCGACUACGUCUCCCGCCACGCCAUCGAUGGGAAGUUUGUCUUUGUUGACCAGAGGGCCACAGCCAUUCUUGCAUACUUACCCCAGGAGCUUCUUGGCACCUCUUUCUACGAGUAUUUCCAUCAGGAUGAUAUUGGCCACCUGGCAGGAUGUCACAGACAAGUGCUUCAGAUGAGAGAAAAGAUCAACACAAACUGUUAUAAGUUCAAGAUUAAAGAUGGCUCCUUCAUCACUCUGCGAAGUCGCUGGUUCAGUUUCAUGAAUCCUUGGACCAAAGAGGUGGAGUACAUCGUCUCCACAAACACAGUGGUCUCGUGCAGUAUGCUGGAUGGUGCAGACUCCAGCUAUCCUCAGUCUGCCGUCUCUCCCACUGCCUCUAUGGAUGGUGUGCUGAUGUCAGAAGGUGGAGGGAGACGGGCCCUUCAGACGGUGCCAGGCAUCCCUGGGGGAACACGUGCAGGUGCCGGUAAGAUCGGUCGCAUGAUCGCAGAGGAGGUGAUGGAGACUCAGAGGACCAGAGGCUCGACCCCCUCCAGCUGUGGCUCUAGCCCCCUGAACAUCAGCACCCCUCCUCCAGACUGCUCUCCAGGGGGCAAGAGAAUUCAAAAUGGAACGCCACCAGGAGGACCCGACACCAACCAGUCUAUUAUGAGUGACAACUCGCACCUCAGCAUUGACGAGGCAGCCAUGGCUGUGAUCAUGAGUCUCCUGGAGGCUGAUGCAGGCCUCGGUGGCCCUGUAGACUUCAGUGACUUACCCUGGCCCUUGUGAGGACAGCCCCAGCAGGGCUGUUGGAAUCCUUGGCCUAAGGCCCAGAGAACCCUGAAUUGACCAUGCAGUCAUAUCAACAGGAACCAUGCUACUGUAGGACUCAUUGGAGCCAAGAGCAGGACAGGACCCCUCAGUGUACCUGUGUCUGCUGAUUGACAUUCCCCACAGGAUGAUUCAGUUAGCAUUUUCAAUGUAUAUUAUCCUACCAGGGAUGUCUUUAGUGUUUAUGCUUUUACACUACAAUGGUUGGACAUCCCCAUUGACAAAUGUAAUGAAUACAUGGUACCAGCAGUAAAAUAUUUUUAUGUUAA